This is a messenger RNA of Colias croceus (clouded yellow), 3128 nucleotides long. RefSeq names its product zinc finger protein 845-like. Gene Ontology annotation, molecular function: zinc ion binding; DNA-binding transcription factor activity, RNA polymerase II-specific; RNA polymerase II transcription regulatory region sequence-specific DNA binding. Gene Ontology annotation, biological process: regulation of transcription by RNA polymerase II. Gene Ontology annotation, cellular component: nucleus. NCBI's taxonomy places the organism in Eukaryota, Metazoa, Arthropoda, Insecta, Lepidoptera, Pieridae. The record is from RefSeq and is a predicted model, not a curated record. The transcript is spliced from 4 exons. The coding region runs from base 99 to 2918 and encodes 939 amino acids.
UUGAUGAAGUGUUUGUGGUUUACGCUGCAUGCUCAUUCCCAAACUUUGUAAAACUGAACUUAUUUUACACAAUAUACAUAAUUUUUCAAAACUCUAAAAUGAGCAAACAAGUCGACAUAAAAGCAUUAGUAUCACAUAUAGUAAAAGGAGAUGGAAUGGAUAAAUGCCGUAUUUGUAUGGGAAGUACAAAAGAAGGUCGAGUGUUCUUAGAGGACACAGUAAUGAUGGACGAAGGAAAAGCCUUUACUCUGGCCGAAGUCCUUGAAAGAAUAACGGGAAUUCAGAUGCAGUUACAAGACGAUCUCCCGGCAGGAAUCUGCUCAUCAUGCUCUGUGUCGGCUCUGAACGCUGCCGAAUUUCGUGUUCUAUGUUAUAAAGCGAAAUCCGAAUGGGAUAUAUUGAUAGAUCUCUUGGAUAACCUGCCCUUGCCAAAGGAUAAGCAAAGCACGGCAAUAUUUGCUGUAAUAAACAAAAACGAAAUGACUAUAGUCGAUGAUUUCAAUGAACCAAUAUCUAAAGAUACAGCGGCUACAAAAUUAUCGGAACAUCUCACAGGCAAAUCACAGAGACAGAUAUAUACAUGUACAGAAUGUUGUAAAACUUUCCGAAAUCCAUAUCAAUUGUAUGUUCAUUUAAAAGAGUCUACGGAUAUGAAAAGAGCAUGUUAUAUAUGUGGAGAUGUAAUGAUGAGGGAUUUGUUAGUUUCACAUUUGAAUAAUAGUCACAAUAAAAAGCCUAUAGAAUGUGAAGACUGUCCUGCGCUUUUAAUAAGUUUUGAACAGUACAAUGGCCAUCGGAUUAAAUUUCACGCUCCAAGUGCAAACAUUUGUAUAGAUUGUGGACAAUCGUUUCAAUCUGUAAAUGCACAACAUGCCCAUAUGUCAAUACACACACCAAAGUCAUGUCCUAGAUGCGAUAAAAUAUUCAAAAACCAAAAAUGUUACAUACAUCACUUCAAAAACUGUAUAAAUAAUGUUAAGAGUACAAUAGGGACAGUAUUAGACAAAACACCAAUCAGAGUUGGAUUGCGAGGCAGUGUUGACAAAAAAUGCAUUUGUGAUUACUGCGGUAAAGUAUUUGCUGGUAGAAAGAUCAUAUCAGCGCACAUACAAAUUGUGCAUAUGAAAAAUACGCACCAACCAUGCGUACAUUGCGGGAAAUUGUUGGCUGCAGCUCAUAUGUCAGAACAUGUGAAGUCACAUGACUUCAACCACACCUUUAAAUGUAACCAAUGUGGGAUAGUUUUGAAAUCUCGCCUUGGCUACGUUCAGCACUUACGCUUACACACGGGAGAGCGACCUUACGCAUGUAAGCAAUGUGGAGAAACAUUCUCAACGUCAUCACGACGAUCAGAGCACGUACGGCGAACGCAUAAGAAAUCGGAGAUCGUAUUAAAACACGCGUGUACGUACUGUGCAGCGAAGUUUCGUCUUCCCUACCGUUUACGAAAUCAUUUGCUAACGAUGCAUCCAAAUGAAUGUGAUUUACCAGAGAUGAAAUAUAAGUGUACGGUUUGUAAUGAGAGAUUUAGUACAUGUCGAGGCUUAGUGCAUCAUAGCAAAAAACAUCAGAAUGUGUUACUGUUCAAGAGGCAGAUUAGGGAUGCUGAGUUUAAAGUGUUGAAUGCGGAUUGGGAUCACUUUUAUGACAGUAUAACUCCGAAAAUAUAUGAUGAAGAGUUGUGCCCGAAAGGAAUAUGUGCAGCCUGCACAGACCUAGCCAAGGCUGCCUAUGAAUUCAGAAUUUUAGUACGAUCUUCAGCCAGUUUUUGGUUAAACUGCUUCAACUCUUUAGAUCUGCUCUCAGAUAGAAACAAAUGCUCCAAAUCUUUAUACGCUAUCUUCAACGACAAUCUCUCCUUACAAACGGUAAGGAACUUUGACGGGAAUGCGAAAAAUUUCGUCAACCAUUUUCUGAAUCAGCCCAAAAGGGAGAAAACACAUGAUAGACACGAUAAGAAACAAAGGAUUUCAAGGAAUGGGCCGUCUUGUGCCUGCACUGAUUGCGGCAAAGAGUUCCACAGUCCAUACUACUUGAAUUUACAUUUGAAAAACAGCAGUGAAAAAGAAGCAUGCCUGCUGUGUGCAAGCAUGGUAAACAGAGGAGAAGAAAUGAAAAAUCACUUGGCUAGUAUUCAUAAAAUUGAAAUGUUACUGUGCAAUGAAUGUCCGACGCUUCUGAAAAAUGCUUUAGACUUAAAGAGACAUCAAAAGAAGUGCCAUUCAACAAAUGCAUACACUUGUACUCAAUGUGGUAGGACAUUUACCAGGCAAGCAUCUUUCGAGCUUCAUGCCCAAAUGCACAUGGUCAGGACAUGUCGCGCGUGCGGCGAUCAAUUCACAAAUCGAGGUUGUUACCGCGUUCACAGGUCUAAAUGUGAGCCAGAUGCAAAACCUGACUUAAAAACGAUACCACGGAACAAGCGGUCCAACGUGCGCGAUCCGGCUACAUUCAUUUGCGAUUAUUGCAAUAAGACCUACCAUUCACGACCUCAAUUACAAAACCAUAUUAUUUGGAUCCAUAUGGAUGUGAGACCGCACCAAUGUCAGUGGUGUGGUAAGCGGUUCUACACGCCGGCUCGUUUAGCAGAACACAGUGUUGUGCAUACGCGGGAAAGGAACUUCGGUUGUGACAUUUGUGGCGCGAAAUUAGUUUCCAAAAUGGCCGCCGUUUACCAUAGACGAAGGCAUACGGGUGAAAAACCAUAUGAGUGUGAGGACUGUGGGGAGAAGUUUAUUUCGUCGUCAAGGAGAUCAGAGCAUGCAAAGCGGAGGCAUGAUAAAGGAACACGAUUACCAUGUUCUCUGUGUUCAGCCAGCUUUGUUAGAACUCAUGAACUAAAAAAGCAUAUGAAUAAAUCUCAUUGGUUAGAUGAUGGUUUGAAAAAGGAAAAGGAAAUGUUGGAAAUUGUGAAAUAGCUAAGAAACAAACAGAUAAACAAUAGGACUUGAUAAAGAGUGUGUUAAAUGAAUGUAAAGGAACUAAUUUAUUGUUAAUGGUGAAGCCAAGUGGGCUAUGUGGGAUUAUUUAUAUUUUUAUAAAGAAAAAUGUUCUCCCUCAAAACUAUUACUUACUUUGAUAAAUAAUAUUAACUAGCUUUCCGCCCGCGGCUUCGCCCGCGCAGUCUU